This is a messenger RNA of Tachyglossus aculeatus (Australian echidna), 1389 nucleotides long. It is a transcript of the gene CA4, whose product is annotated as carbonic anhydrase 4. The transcript has 9 exons. The record is from RefSeq and is a predicted model, not a curated record. Lineage: Eukaryota; Metazoa; Chordata; Mammalia; Monotremata; Tachyglossidae. Gene Ontology annotation, molecular function: zinc ion binding; carbonate dehydratase activity. Gene Ontology annotation, cellular component: plasma membrane. The coding region runs from base 419 to 943 and encodes 174 amino acids.
UGCCGCCUCCGGCCCAGGAAACGAACCAUCCUACUCAACGCGAGGGGAAACCUUGCCAGAUCCAGGACACUGGUGUUACCAGUCACAGGUUAAGGCUGAAUCUUGUCAAGGGCCCUGGGAGUGGGCGCAGCUCUCGGACACCCAGUGCAACGGCUCCGAACAGUCGCCCAUCAAUAUCUUAACGGCCCAGGUCAAGUACAACGCCUCUCUGGGGCCCUUCUCCUUCCACGACUAUGACAAGGAGCAGAAAUGGACUCUCAAGAACAACGGGCACUCGGUGGAAGUGACGUUCGAAGACCCGCUCGGGCUGUCGGGCGGGGGUCUGCAGGGGACCUACAAGGCCGUCCAGUUCCACCUGCACUGGUCAGACUCGGUGGAGCGGGGCUCAGAGCACACUCUGGAUGGGGACAGCUUUGCCAUGGAGAUACACAUCGUCCACAUCAAGGAGAAAUUCCAAAACCUGGCAGAAGCGUCGGCGGGGGAUGACCGGGAGGGUAUUGCCGUGCUGGGCUUCCUGGUCAAGAAUGGGUCUGAAAACCCCGCCUUCAGAAACGUAAUCAACUUGCUGACGAAGAUCCAGGAGAAGGACGAGUCGUCCACGCUGCCCAAGGCCCGCCUGUCCGACCUCCUCCCCAGCACGGACAAGCUGAAAAGAUACUUCCGCUACCUGGGCUCCCUGACCACGCCCGACUGUCAGGAGAAGGUGAUCUGGACCCUAUUCAAGGAGCCGAUACAGCUCGACGAGAAUCAGAUCACCACCUUCUCCAAGACGCUCUUCUAUGACAAUAAGAAAACAACGUCCAUGAAGGACAAUUUCCGGCCCGUGCAGAUCCGGGGGCAGCGCAAGGUGCAGGACUCAGGGGCCGGGUCCCUGCUCCCCUCAGCCCGGGCCGUGACCCUGGCACCCGCCCUCGCCGGCCUCUUGGUCUCCCUCCUGCUCUGAGCGGCCCCGCGCCCGGACUCCAUCCCCGGACCCUGGACCUUUCCAGCCCAGAAGAUGGUGGGGAGAGCUCUGUGUGGGAUUUUUACCGGUUUAUUUGGGGAGAAACUCCCCCACGCCUCUCGCCGUCCCUUUCGCUCAGCCUCAUCCUUCCGGGGCCUGGGGGUGGAGAAGAGGCCUGGAGUUUGCUCCGAGGGAAACCGUGCUGAGCUAGAUCCCAGCCAGCCCCUCAAGUCCAGUGGGCUCCACCCCUUCCCCGGCCUGCACAAGACCCCAGCAUGUGGUGAGGCCCCUUCCCCUUAACUCAGGAUCAUGAGGGUGGCUCCCAGCCCUCUGCCCCCCAGGCACGGCCUUCUCCCACCACCCUCACGUAGAGGGGACACUGGGCCCGCUGGGCCUCUGCAUGGGGGCCCAAAGAAGUGGGAAGUGACUGUCAAUAAAAGCAGAUA